Messenger RNA from Cynara cardunculus var. scolymus (artichoke), 944 nucleotides. RefSeq names its product protein DOG1-like 3. Gene Ontology annotation, biological process: DNA-templated transcription. Bases 4 to 783 code for a protein of 259 amino acids. The transcript has a single exon. The record is from RefSeq and is a predicted model, not a curated record. Lineage: Eukaryota; Viridiplantae; Streptophyta; Magnoliopsida; Asterales; Asteraceae. Gene Ontology annotation, molecular function: sequence-specific DNA binding.
GAGAUGAAAACCGAAAGCCCCCAAGGCCAGAGCUUCCACAGGUUCUUCGACUCUUGGCUCGUCGAGUUACAUAACAACCUUGAACAGCUCGUCUCCGCCGCCAACCGCCACCACGACGAUGAACAUAUUCAGGACAACUCAUCAGUUUUAAGCCCACUGAUUGAAAAAACCGUGGGGCACUACGAGGAGUACUACAAGGCUAAAUCAGAUGGUGCAAAAGGAGACGUGAUUUCCAUGUUUUCGCCAACGUGGCUGACCAAGCUCGAGGAUUCCUUUUUGUGGAUUGCAGGAUGGCGACCGACAACGGCCAUCCACCUGCUGUACUCCAAGUCAGGAAUCCAGCUUGAAGGCAGAAUCGCUGACCUAGUCCCGUUGUUGCCGGUAGGAGAUUUAGGAGACUUGACUUCGAACCAGAUCAACCAAAUCGAUGAAUUACAGAGGAAGACCGUCCGUGAAGAGAGAAAGAUAAGUGAGAAAAUGGCGAAACUGCAGGAGUCGGUGGCAGACACUCCCAUGGUGAAUCUAUCCAACGAGGAAUCCGAGAAGAACAGGAACGGGAACGACGAUGGAGGGAGGAACGGUGAUCGCAAAGUGGAUUCGGCGCUGGAGCCGAAGAAGGAUGAGUUAGAAGAAGUGUUACACAAAGCAGAUGGUCUGAGAAUGGAAACAUUGAAAUCUGUGGUGGAGAUACUGACGCCGAUGCAGGCGGUGUACUUUUUAAUCGCGGCUGCUGAGCUGCACCUCCGGCUACAUGAUUGGGGCAAGAAGAGCGACGCGGUUUAGCUGUCUUCAAUCUCUAUACAUGCUCGUAGUACAUCCGAUCGAAGCUACAAAUCAAAGCAAAAAUUUAAAUCAAAUGUACGAACAAUCAAUUAGCUUAAAUCACCCUCUGUACUCGUCUAAGACCAGAUCUAGAUGACUCAAAUAAACCGUUUUCAGUUUAA